Xiphias gladius (swordfish) is the source of this 4312-nucleotide messenger RNA. It is a transcript of the gene acsl6, whose product is annotated as acyl-CoA synthetase long chain family member 6. The transcript has 21 exons. The record is from RefSeq and is a predicted model, not a curated record. Gene Ontology annotation, cellular component: endoplasmic reticulum; membrane. The coding region runs from base 25 to 2130 and encodes 701 amino acids. Gene Ontology annotation, molecular function: arachidonate-CoA ligase activity. Lineage: Eukaryota; Metazoa; Chordata; Actinopteri; Istiophoriformes; Xiphiidae. Gene Ontology annotation, biological process: long-chain fatty acid metabolic process; long-chain fatty-acyl-CoA biosynthetic process; very long-chain fatty acid metabolic process.
UUUGUUAAAUAUGUUUCCACCCUGAUGGAGAAGAUGCAGGCCCAGGAGAUGAUGAGCGGCCUGAGGAUCCCGGAGAUGGACGAUAUCGGCCAGUUCUUCCACUCCCUGCCGACCUCCACACUGGUGGGCAUCGGUGCUCUUACCGCCGUGCUGGCGUACUGGCUGGCCACCAGACCCCGCCCCAUCAAGCCACCCUGCAGCCUGCUGCACCAGUCUGAGGAGGUGCCGCAUGAACAUGGAGGCCGCAGAUCCAUGAUGGGCAACAGUCCCAAGCUGCUGACUCACUACCAUGACGACGCCAGGACCAUGUAUGAGGUCUUCCAGAGAGGCCUCCACAUAUCUGGGGAUGGACCUUGCUUGGGCUCACGGCUCCCUAACCAGCCUUACAAAUGGAUGUCCUACAGAGAGGUGACGGCCCGGGCUGAGCAUCUGGGUUCAGGCCUGCUGCACCAAGGCUGCCAGCCCAACCCCCACCAGUUCAUAGGAGUGUUUGCCCAGAACAGGCCAGAGUGGAUCAUCUCAGAGCUAGCUUGCUACACCUACUCCAUGGUGUUGGUUCCCCUUUAUGACACUCUGGGCCUAGACGCCAUACGGUUCAUCAUUAAUACUGCUGACAUUUCCACGGUCAUUUGCGACAAAGUAGAGAAAGCUCAGGUGCUCCUGGACAACAUGGAGCGGAAGGAGACUCCGGGCCUGCGAAGAAUCAUCUUGAUGGAUGCCUUUGACUCUGCCCUCAUGGAGCGCGGCAAGGACUGCAGCGUCCAUGUGCAGGCCAUACAGGAAGUUGAGGCUCUGGGCAGAGAGCACCACAGAGAACCUAUACCACCAGCACCAGACGACCUGUCCAUCGUGUGUUUCACCAGUGGAACCACAGGAAACCCAAAAGGAGUUAUGCUCACCCAUGGGAACGUGGUUGCGGAUUUCUCAGGCUUCCUCAAAGUAACAGAUAAAGUCAUUUUCCCCAAUCAAGAUGAUUGCCUCAUUUCCUUCCUGCCACUGGCUCACAUGUUUGAGAGGCUCAUCGAGUCUGUGGUGUACUGCCAUGGAGGACGGAUCGGGUUCUAUCAGGGCGACAUCCGUCUUCUUCCAGAUGACAUGAAGGCCCUGCGGCCAACCAUUUUCCCUGUGGUGCCUCGACUGCUCAACCGCAUGUACGACAAGAUAUUCAGCCAGGCAAACAGCCCAUUGAAGCGUUGGCUGCUCAAUUUUGCUGCAAAAAGAAAAGGUGCUGAAGUCAGCAGCGGGAUCAUUCGCAGUGACAGUAUAUGGGACAAAAUCUUCUUCAGUAAGAUUCAGGCCAGCCUGGGAGGAAGUUUGAGGAUGAUUAUAACAGGAGCAGCUCCUACCUCGCCCAGUGUCCUGGGAUUCCUCAGAGCAGCUCUGGGAUGCCAGGUGUACGAGGCAUACGGUCAGACAGAGUGCACAGCUGGCUGCACCUUCACCACACCUGGAGACUGGACCCCAGGUCAUGUCGGGGCUCCACUACCAUGUAACCUCAUUAAACUGGUGGAUGUUCCUGAGAAGAACUACUUUGCCUCUAAGGGAGAGGGAGAGGUUUGUGUGAAGGGACCAAACGUUUUUAAGGGCUACCUCAAAGACCCAGAGAGGACGGCGGAGACGCUGGAUGCAGACGGCUGGCUCCACACCGGAGACAUUGGAAAAUGGUUACCUAAUGGCACACUGAAGAUCAUUGACAGGAAGAAACAUAUCUUCAAGUUGGCGCAGGGCGAGUACAUCUCCCCUGAGAAGAUCGAGAGCAUCUACAUUAGGAGUGAACCUGUGGCACAGCUCUAUGUUCAUGGAGACAGUCUGCAGUCCUGUUUGGUGGGAAUUGUGGUUCCUGACCCUGAUGUCAUGCCGGAAUGGGCCAAGAAGAAAGGCAUAUUAGGUACCUACAAGGACCUCUGUAAAAACACGGAACUAAAGAAGGCAAUCCUUGAAGAUCUGGUGCGUCUGGGCAAGGCCAGUGGCCUUCACUCCUUUGAGCAGGUGAAGAACAUCUACAUCCACAACGAGAUGUUCUCCAUUGAAAACGGCCUCCUGACUCCGACACUAAAGGCCAAGAGACCAGAGCUGAAGGAGUUCUUCAAGGAGAAGAUCCACCAGCUCUACAGCAGCAUCUCUAUGUGAAAGCCAGCGGACCUCAUUUUUCCCCUUAAGCAUCUUAGCACUAAGAUCUGCUUUGACCAUUGACCUGAAGUGGUCAAGGAUGCCACACCUUAGACUUAACGUGCUUUGGGAAAGCAAGCCAAACCUGGCUCUACUGUGGAAGAUUUAAAAUGCCUAAAUAAGAACAAAUCAAACAAAGAAAUGAAGUGAAAUACAAUGCACAUUGUCAUAUGUAUUUCCUUUUUAUGUAUCUAUUUACUGUGUCAUAAUUAAAUGAAAACAUAUAUUAAAAAGACAGUUAUUUAGCUUUUAGUCCGUAAUAACCCAAUGAAUUGUUUUUCAUUGUGACAAAUUUUCCAUGCGGCAUUUUAAAAAAAAGGGCUGAAGGGCUGAAAGUGAGACAAUGGGACAGAUGAAUUUUGCAGUGCAUUAUGUUACUACAAGUGACAGUCAGCUGUCCUUGAUGCUUUUGUUUUACAAAACACAAAAAAGUUCUACAUUUUUGAAAAUUACUGUAAGAUUAGACCUAGUGUGAUGGACCUUUUAUAUUUGGAAUUUAUUUAUUUAAUUGUCAAAAACUUUUAGACUUUCUUCUUUCUUCAGCAGUAGUAAAGUUAUGUACUGCAAAAUGUAUCCAUCCUGUAGUCUCAUGCCAGCAAUAAUAAGCCAACUGGCCUGUCCUCAAGCUGCGAUUGGACAGUUGGUUGUUUUUCAUUCUGGCCUUGAAUGUGUGUCUUAUGAAAACUCAUGACAGUGCUUCACAUUUAGUAUUGCCAGGUUUAACCUGCCAAUGCUGUAAUGGAAUACCUGUCUUCGCAUUGUUUUCUGUGUUAUGAUUUUUUUUAAAUGCGGAAUGGAAAAGUCCUGUCACAAUGAAAAACGAGACAAAAAGCUAAAUAAUUGUCCUUUUAACAUGUUUUUCAUUCAUUUCUGUAUGUAUGUGUACUGUUUUUCACGUUGUUUGUUUGAUUUGUUUUCAUUUAGCCCUGUUAAAUCUUCCAUACACUGCUACAUGCUAUCCACCCAGAAAAACCAUCAAAUGCUCUGUCCCCAGCAGCAGAAACUCAUCAGCACUUUUUAUGUUGAGAAGUCCAUUCCUACUUCCUGUCACUCUGCUUAUCUUCUAUCCUGCAUCAGUUUAAACCUACCAGCCAAACACAAUCGAAAUCCACAGCUGGACAACGCCAAGUGUGAUGUCUUUGUGUGUAGUGUAGCUCAAGGAGUUGUCUAAAUGUCUGAUAAUACUGUCACCUUGUGGGACAGUAAUGGACUUCAUCCCCAGAGGAAAUAAGUAGAUUUUCACUGGAUCAAGCAAGCCUCUGACAGCAUCUCCCCUAAUCUGACACAACAAGGAUUGAAGUUAUGUUCAACCCAAACAUUGUGCAAUUAGACCGAAACCAAAUCCUCCUGUUUGAGAUCAGAAUUAAGAUAGUAAGGUAAAGCGAGUAGCAGGUCCUGCCUUACAAAUGAUUGUUGUCCACACUGCCUCAUGUGGAGCAUCUCAAUGUUUGAGCCACAUCCAAAAUCACAGUUCAUGUCAUGUGUUCACAUCAUUCAUUAAGUCAUCUUGACAUGGCUGUGAUCAGCGGUUUAGCAUGCAUGCUCCUUGUUUAUAUGAAGGACUGGCCCACUGUAACGAUCAUCGAAGUUCACACUGCACAGUUGACAAAUUCACAACUUUUUUUUUUCAUCCAUCUCUGCACAAUGAGUAUGUCAGGUAAAAGAAAACAAAAACAAAUAUCGGCAGGGCUCAGGGCAAUGCAUGCAGUUUGCCCUGCAGUGCUGGGACCGUUAGCUUUUGACUUGAAAAAGGUGAGUAAUUCCUUUGUGGCCAUUAAUAGCGGGUUGUAUACAGCUGCCCACAGCCACCGCUGCUAGCGCAAGGCUCUGUAACGUAGGCAAAGCUGAUGAAUUCCACUCACUGCGGUAUAGAACAAACAUCAACUUUUAAACAAAAGAAACCAUUUUUCUGAAGGGGUUUACACAUAGAGGUAAUGUAUAGGCUUUUUAAGUUGAUUACCGUCCCAAAGCAUAAACAAUGUGGAUGUAUAUAAACGAGGACAGCUAGAUGUAAGCAUAUUUAUUAAAUCAAUGGUUUGAAUGGAUUUUUUUCUCUUUUUCUGCGUGUAGUGAGAUGAAUUGUACUUAUUUAUUUAUCUAUUCUGCUGUAAAACGGAAUCAGCACCAUAUCCUUGUAAUGAUU